ACACUUCUUAUUACUAUGGCACUACUUCGCAAUUCUCCCCUCCCAUAGAUAAAUGAAAACCGAUCUCAAUUUCUCUCAGUUUACCAGAGCCCCUCUUUCCCCAAUUAUCUCCUCUUUCCUUCCUCCACUGUCCACCCCAGCCAGACAAAAUCCUCCAUAAUUGGAACCCCACCAAAGACUCAAAUUCAAGGAACAAAAAAAAAAAAAAGAGGGAAAUAGACAUAACCAUUAAUCAUGCGGAUGAGCUGCAAUGGAUGCCGGGUUCUCCGGAAAGGCUGUAGUGAAAAAUGCAGCAUCAAGCCUUGCCUUCAUUGGAUCAAGUCCCCUGAAGCCCAGGCCAACGCCACCGUCUUCCUUGCGAAGUUUUACGGCCGCGCCGGCCUCCUCAACCUCAUCAAUGCUGGCCCUGAUCACCUCCGCCCCGGGAUAUUUAGAUCUUUGUUAUACGAGGCAUGUGGGCGAAUUGUGAAUCCGAUAUACGGCUCGACUGGCUUGUUAUGGUCGGGAAACUGGCAUCUCUGUCAAGCUGCAGUUGAAGCCGUUCUUAGUGGCUCGCCGAUUUCGCAAGUUUCGGCCGACUCGGCUGCAUGCACCGUGUGCCCACCCCUCAAGGCAGGUGAUAUUCGCCACGUGUCCAAGGACGAGAACUCGGCUGGCUCAGCAGCGCGAGAUCUUCACAAGGUGAAGUGUAGUAAGGGCAAGUUCAAGCGAGCCGGGGUGAAGCAGCCGAAGGUGAGGGUGGAGUCGCCUGAUGUGGAUAACGCGGCUCGAGUUAUGUGGAGCUGGUCUCACAAAGAGGAGGAGGAGGAGGUUGUGGGAUCGCCGAGCCGUGACUCGGGAGUGAGCCAGCAUGUUGAGCCGCCGAGUCGGGGCGGUGAGUGUGGGGAUGCUGACAGUGCUUCCGUGGAGACGGUGGAGGAGUCGCUUGUUAAGCCGGAUGAGCCAGCCGAUGGGAGUGAUGUAGAGCUGGAGCUGACUCUCGGCUUUGAGCCUGUUCUGUGUAGGCAGCGGAAAGUGGGGCCCCAGGAAUCCGACGGAGGUGUUAACAAGUAAGAGGAGCUUGGUUAAUAAUUCUCAGGAGUUAAAAAAAAUCAUUUUUGGCGGCUCAUAUUCACAUUAUCUUAGUUGCCUUCUCUCUCUAUCUUUUUUUUUUUUUUUUGGGUUCUUUUUGGGAUUGGGGAUGGGGGAGUAAUUUUUGUGUAAAAAGGGUUUUCAAUUUUUGUUACUUUGGGCGAUAAGGGUGUAAAAUCUGGCCAUGGUGACCUUAUGGUUGUGGUCCCAGUGGAUGUACAUUUUUUUUUUUAAUGAUAAAAUGGGUCCACGAUUCCAUUAAAUUGGAGCAAAUUUUUGUUGAAGGUGGCUCCUGAUUUGUAACAUAUCAGCCGGGUUAGGAUUAGCAAAAAAUCCAUCCAUGUCAAGAA
This is a messenger RNA of Coffea arabica (coffee), 1421 nucleotides long. RefSeq names its product LOB domain-containing protein 40. Gene Ontology annotation, biological process: regulation of gene expression. The record is from RefSeq and is a predicted model, not a curated record. Lineage: Eukaryota; Viridiplantae; Streptophyta; Magnoliopsida; Gentianales; Rubiaceae.